Messenger RNA from Acanthoscelides obtectus, 777 nucleotides. The record is from the annotation of a GenBank genome assembly. NCBI's taxonomy places the organism in Eukaryota, Metazoa, Arthropoda, Insecta, Coleoptera, Chrysomelidae.
AUGCCUCACACUCCUCUGUCCAAACAUACUAGCCAGCAUUUCCAUUUUAAGCAAAUGAGCUCAGUGUUCCUAGUUCAGUGGAAUCUCAACGGCUAUUUUACUCAUAAAGAAGUACUUAAUUUACUAAUAAAAGACCAAAAUCCUUCAGUUUUAUGUCUCCAGGAAACCCACCUUAAACACACUAAAAACGAUUAUGCACCUAGAAACUAUAAAGGUUUCUACAAGAAUCGUGAAGAUCAAGGAAAAGCAGCUGGAGAAGGUUCCCAGGCAGAAGGUGAUAGGAAAAAAAAAGUCAGAGAAGAUAAAAGAAGAAUUGCAAAAACGUUGAGGAAUCAAGGCGAAACAUAUAUUUCGCCUGUAACUAAGAAAAUUGUGAAGGAGAAAGCACUUAAGGGAAUCUGCAAUAUAGCAAUGUGUAAGAAAAGAAAAAGGAUGUGUUAUUUGUUCAGCAGUCCUUUAAGAACAAUGAUAUUCUCACAGCUUCAUAGUCUUGGUGACCUCCAACAACAAAGAGAGUAUGUAGCACGUUUUGUAUUAUCUGAAAACCCAAAACAUAGAACUACAAAUAGCAAUGAUCGACGCCGUAAGCAAACACAUUAUUUUGUCUUACCUCUAGAAGGUACCCGACAAUUAGUUUGUAAAAAAAUGUUCCUUGGGACCCUUGGGAUAAGUGAGAAAGUUUGCAGAACCGCAAUAAAGAAAUUGAAUAGAACAACGGGUGUGCUAGAAAAAAAAAUCGUGGAGGUCGACGGGAGUUACAAUCAUCAAGAGACAUAG